Eruca vesicaria subsp. sativa (arugula) is the source of this 210-nucleotide messenger RNA. The record is from the annotation of a GenBank genome assembly. NCBI's taxonomy places the organism in Eukaryota, Viridiplantae, Streptophyta, Magnoliopsida, Brassicales, Brassicaceae.
AUGGAUGAAGAGAAGAAGGUGGUCUUGUGUUGUGAUCCCUGUCCUUGGUUUAGGAGCAUCGUGUACACUUUUGGAGAAGACUUUGACUAUUACUCAGAAACCUCUUAUGUUCUAACUAUGCAGCUAUAUAUCUCGCCUUACAUCUUUAGUUAUGUUCCUAGCUUGAUUCACAUCCAGCAAGAUAGAGGAGACAAAAGAACAGAAUCAUAA